Molecule: messenger RNA, 2254 nt
Organism: Triplophysa dalaica
Lineage: Eukaryota; Metazoa; Chordata; Actinopteri; Cypriniformes; Nemacheilidae
Exons: 4
Coding region: 879-2018 (379 amino acids)
Source: RefSeq, a predicted model, not a curated record
UUGUGGUUUAGUUAUCUUUGAUAACAUUAAGAUUGAUUGAUGUUACAUACUCUACAUUUAAUAUGCGAUGUUUAGGCGACCAGAUUUCUCAAAUGAAAAUUGCACCUUGAUAUGGCGAGGCCAGUCAUACGUCUUCAAAACCCCACUGCUCCAGAGGGUUGUCAGCAGGCCUUAUUGGUGGCGACAAAUGGGGCCCGUGACUGCAGAAACAGGAGAAUGAGUUUUCCUCUUCCCCCUCCUCAGCUGCUCAAUGAUUCCACUGCACUGGCCCAUGCUGAAAGAGCACUACGUGCUGAAGGGAUAAGAGCACCAUCACGACAGCAGUGUCUGGGCAAGAUGGUGCUACCCUUUGGCCAGUAUCUCAACGCACCAUUUCACUGGCUUGUGUCAAAUGAUGUGGGCUACAUGAAGUAUUUGAUCGACAAGCACAGAGAAGAACUCUCUAAAAAAGUUGGAAAGAGGCAAGCACAAAAUCAGUGGAUAAAAGACCACCUGACAGAGUAUGCAGAGAGCUUUCCAGAAGUUUCAAUCGCCCUGGAAGCCAACAUCCACCGAUGUGUUUAUGGACAGAAAGGGCUUUAGAGCCAUAGCUUCCAGGAGAUGUGGGAGCUCUACAGCCAGUAUUCUGCACAGAAGGACAGGCCUGGUGAUUUUGGUACGAGUCAGAGGGAAACAAUACAGAUGGCAUACAGCUCUGUUAGCCGGUGGCUAAAUACACCUAUAACACACAUCACCAGUGUGCAGAUGAAAAGAUUUAGAAAAUACAUUUAUGACAAGAAGACACAAAAGUCAAGCACUUCAAUCAGUGACCCCUCAUGGCUGGAUGAUACCCACUUGUUGGAGGUGAUCAAAUCUGAGCUUAUGGCUUCCACAGCAUCAUGCGCAGCAUCAGCAGCCUCAGCAUCAUUCGCAGCCUCAGCAUCAUCUGCAGCCACAGCAUCAUCUGCAGCCCCAGCAGCCUCAGCAUCAUCCGCAUCCCCAGCAGCCUCAACAUCAUCCGCAGCCCCGGCAGCCUCAGCAUCAUCUGCAGCCACAGCAUCAUCUGCAGCCUCAGCAUCAUCCGCAUCCCCAGCAGCCUCAGCAUCAUCCACAGCCCCGGCAGCCUCAGCAUCAUCCGCAGCCCCAGCAGCCUCAGCAUCAUCCGCAGCCCCAGCAGCCUCAGCAUCAUCCGCAUCCCCAGCAGCCUCAGCAUCAUCCGCAGCCCCGGCAGCCUCAGCAUCAUCUGCAGCCACAGCAUCAUCUGCAGCCCCAGCAGCCUCAGCAUCAUCCGCAGCCACAGCAUCAUCUGCAGCCCCAGCAUCAUCCACAGCCUUACCAUCAUCCGCAGCCUCAGCAUUAUGCGCAGCCACAUCCACGCCUCCAAAGAAGUCCUCCUCCACACCUUCAAAGAAGUCCACACCUGCAUCAAUCUACAGUCAACAAGAAUGCCAUCAGCCACAAUAUCAAAGACUGCGUCUGUCUCCUCAAAAGACUUACCUCCAGCACCACAUCAACCGUCGGUUCUCCCUCCACCUGUCUAUCAACAAAUUGUGUAUGAACACAUUCCCAGCAAGGCAGGGACCAAGGUCUUAAAAGAACAAUCAGACAUGGUAAUGUCAGCUCCUAAAACCUCGUCCCGGGUAAUGCCAGCUAUGUCUACCGUCUUCAGACCUCCACCGAGUAUCACUUCAUCUACUGCUCCUACACAAGUGAUUCCGGCCACGUCAACCAGCACCACACCCUUGACGGUGUCUUCUGGCCCCACCGAAACACCACAGAGUGUUGACACCCCCUCAGUCUGGUCCAGAGCUACAGUGUACAAAAGAAAAAGCACAGACAGUCCUACUCAAGUUGGAGUUAAACUGUCACGUGUACAUAACUUGCCUGUUUGUACGCUUUGCCAACAACCCACUCAGGGACACGAAAAAUAUUUAAAAAAAAAUUGUCCCUCGAAAAUGAUGUCGACCUCCAAACAAUUGGACAAGAGAGUGUUCACCAGCUAUGAACACUUUACCACAGUUGUGGACUCACAAAAGUGAAGUUUUUGUUUUGCUGUUGUGAGAUAGAAACACCGUUUUUAUUGUUAUAUAUAUAAUAUCGACUAUUGUUCAUUUUACAAAGUUUAUAUGUGGAUCUGCUGUUUCAUUUUUAAAAUCAACAAUAUAUAGGAUAUUGUAUAUAUUGCCUAUAUUGUCUAAUGUCACUUUUUUAUACUUGAUGUAACUGUGAUGCUUGUCUUGAAUAUGGCAUUUUAUUUAAUUCCAGUUAUAUUUUA